Miniopterus natalensis is the source of this 4035-nucleotide messenger RNA. Lineage: Eukaryota; Metazoa; Chordata; Mammalia; Chiroptera; Miniopteridae. The record is from RefSeq and is a predicted model, not a curated record.
UUAGCUCCUUAAGGUUUAUUUUCAGUAAAAUCCCCCUAGUUGGUGCUGGAGAUUGCAGCUCAGGUCACCCUUUGACAGCACAGGGGGAAGCAAGCUCACGGACGACUGGGUUCAGAGUGCUUGGAGGGCAGCGGGAAGAAAGGUCAUCCUGGACGCUAGGUCCCACCCUACAGCUGUCCAUUGCUGGACACCUGGGGCCUUCCACCCGGUGACCUCCUUUCCCUCCCCAUCCCCCCUGCUCUGCUCACGUCUGUCUAACUGCUGACCGCAGAAGUAACAGCCAAGGUCUAUCUAUCAGUAGUAACAAGAACAGGACUAUUGUCUCUCAUUGAUUAAGUGCUGCCUAUAGGCCAGGCGCCAUUCUGAGGACUUCAUGUGUAUUAAUUCAUAUAUGCAUAUACCUAUGAUUUUCAUUUUAGAAAGAAUGCUGAGGUUCAGAGGGGUUAAGCUCAUUAUACUAACUGAAUAUACCUAAGGAGUAAUGUAACAGAUACACUUCAGAAAAAGUGAACUGGUGUUUGAACCAGCCUUAGGGUGUUUCAGAGGUUUCCUGUUUAGCAGGUACUUAGUGACUCUUUCAACUUUCCGCCUGGCUCUGGCAUUUAGAAGGAGCCUUGCUAUUGACACCUUUAUCCCCUUUUCAGCUUCUUUCUCCCUCCUAGUUCCAUCAUUAACCCUCUGAAUAUAUUUUUGUGCCAGAGAGAAGCACAUAAGGUAUUGGUGUUUGAAUAGGUAAUCCUCAGCCUGGCACUCUAUUCAUGAUGUGUCUUUUCCACAGUAACCCUGUGUCACCAUGGUGCGCCCCUGUGGCCUACUAACCCAACAAGAGGAGCCAGUGCCACUGAAGAGCAUCUCUGUGACCUUGUCCGUUUGCGAGUUUGUGGCUGGUGUGUCUGCCACCUUAAGCUACGAGAAUGAGGGGAAAGUUCCUCUGGAGGUCUUCUUUGUUUUCCCCAUGGAUGAAGACUCGGCUGUCUACAGCUUUGAGGCCAUGGUGGAUGGGAAGAGAAUUACCGCAGAGUUACAGGACAAGACGGAGGCCCACACCAAUUAUGAGGAUGCCAUUAGCCAGGGCCACCAAGCCUUCCUGUUAGAGGAGGACGAUAUCUCCAGGGACGUCUUCUCUUGCAAUGUGGGGAACCUCCCCCCCGGGUCAAAGGCGGCCCUCACCCUGAAGUACGUGCAGGAGCUGCCCCUGGAGGCAGAUGGGGCCCUGCGCUAUGUGCUCCCCGCUAUCCUGAACCCUCGGUACCAGCUGUCCGGAGGGCCCGAGGACAGCCUUAGAGUGAAGACUCCUGUAGUGCCUUUGAAGGACCUGCCCUACACACUCAGCAUGGUUGCCACCGCCAGUUCCCAGCAUGGCAUCGAGAGGAUCCAAUGCAACUGUCCCUCGAGUCCCGUUGAGUACCUUGGAGAUAAGACUUCUGCUCAGAUUUCCUUGGCUGAUGGACACAAAUUUGAUCGAGAUGUGGAACUCCUGAUUUACUACAGAGAGGUGCACUCCCCCAGUGUAGCUGUGGAGAUGGGGCAGCCUACAACAGAGCCCGGUUGUUUGAUGGGCGAUCCAUCUGCGAUGGUGAGUUUCUACCCGAAUAUCCCAGAAGCUCAGCCACUAAUCACGUGUGGAGAAUUCAUCUUCCUCAUGGACCGCUCGGGAAGUAUGCAGUGUCCCAUGAGCAAUCAGGAUAACUCUCAGCUGCGCAUAGAGGCAGCCAAGGAAACACUGAUUUGGCUGCUAAAGAGUUUGCCUAUAGGCUGUUAUUUCAACAUCUAUGGAUUUGGAUCUUCCCAUGAGGCCUUCUUUCAGAAGAGUGUGAAGUACACUCAGGAGACCAUGGAGGAGGCACUGAGGAAGGUUAAGCUAAUGGAGGCUGACCUAGGGGGCACGGAAAUCUUGACCCCACUCAAGAACAUUUACAGUGGAGCUUCCAUCCCAGGCCACCCUCUGCAGCUUUUUGUUUUCACAGAUGGAGAAGUUGACGACACAUUUAGUGUCAUCAGAGAAGUGAAAAGCAACCGUCUGAAGCACAGAUGUUUCUCGUUUGGUAUUGGAGAAGGAGCCUCCACCAGCCUGAUAAAAGGCAUUGCCCGGGUAGCAGGAGGCACGGCAGAAUUUAUCACAGGCAAGGACAGGAUGCAGUCAAAGGCUCUUAGGUCCCUGAAACGUUCUCUGCAGCCUGUAGUAGAGGAUGUUUCUCUGAGCUGGAAUUUGCCUCCUGGUCUGUCUGCUAAAAUGCUGUCCCCAGAACCAACCGUCAUCUUUCGGGGCCAGCGGUUAAUCAUCUACGCGCAGCUGGCUGGGAUGAUGCCGCCAGGAGAGGCAACAGGAGAAGUUUGCCUCAAGUACACCCUUCAGGGAAAGAGUUGUGAGAAUAAGGUGACAUUUUCUCUACAACCCAAGUCUGAUGCCAACCUCACCAUUCAUCGCCUUGCUGCCAAAUCCUUUAUCCAGACCAAGGACAUGGGCUACAGCGAGACUCCAGCAAAUGAUAAAAAAGAUGUGUUGAAAGUAAGCCUUGAGUGUGGAGUCAUAAGCUCCCACACAGCUUUCAUUGCCAUCAACAAGGAUCUCAACAAGCCGGUUCAGGGACCUCUGGUUCGUAGUGACGUUCCAAGGCCAAUGCUAUGUGGGAUGAGGAUGUCUUCUCCUCCUGCUGGGAUGUCAAUGUUUUUUCCCUAUUCUGCUGCGAUGCCAGCACCACCGAUUCUACGGUCCUGUGGAGGUGGACUGAAAAAAUUCCUACGUCUUCAUAAACCAAAGAAACUCUCGUCUCCCCAAGUACCCGCUUCUGCCAUGGCUGCUUCUUCCAUUGUGACCUUGGAAGCCGCCUACACAGAGACAGAGGAAGAGACACAGAGAGACACACCGUUCGGCUCUUCCCUACGUGCCGCCAACUGUGGAUUGAGCCCACAACCAGAUGAUCAUCUUGUACAGCUGAUUUCCCUCCAAAAGGCAGACGGUUCCUGGGAUCUGAAUGAAGGUCUGGCCAUGGUUCUAGGUGUGAGUUUGGAUGAUAUACUGGCUGCACUCCCUAUCAAGAGUGUGGAUUCCUCGGGCUGGGCCACAGUCCUGGCGGUGCUCUGGCUGCAUGACAGCUGUAAGGACAUGAAAUGUGAGUGGGAGCUUCUGGAAAGGAAAGCGGUGGCCUGGAUUCACACCCAUGCAGGCCCUGACGUGCAUGUGCUUGCAAAAGCUGCUAUAGAUUUCCUGAAGGCAUCUGUUGAUCCUGCUAUCUUUGCCCCCUGAGGAUACCUGCCGGAACCCCAAGUGCCUCUUUCAUGCUCUGGCCUCCUUUUCCCUUCCCUCUGAUGGAAUGUGUUUUUGUGCUCUGCACCUACCCUGUCAGUUUCUUGUCAUAAAAGUAGAGGAUGCCCACCCCACCCUGCCUCGGUGUUCCAGGUUCCCUGUGGGUAUGAGUUCCUUCCCCCAGCCUGUGCCCUCAGCCUGUGCCCUCAGCCCAGCGUCAUGGUCCCAGAACCUUUCCCUUCCUGGGAGGAGUUCAAAAGCAGUAAGUUCCCUCCCAGGUUUUUCAAAGUGAAAACAUGAAAAACAAGUGACCCGGACUCCAGACUAAAGGUUGCAGCACUGAUGUUAGGGGAUGCCUGAACUCUUUGCAUUAUUUUUGCAUUAUUUUUGUCUGUUCACUAUUGCUUUGCAUUAUUUUUGUGUGUUCACUAUUGCUUUUAUGUACUUAUGAGGACACACUGGUGAGCUAUACAGUUUUCAAUUCUUAGAUAGGAUGAAGAGUUGGAGGGGAGUUUGAAAGCCAACAUUGGGCUCAAUAUAACCUCAAGGUGACAAAGAGAAAUACUCAGGAGUCCACUGUGAGAAUGGGCACUGUUGGGGACCUUGGUUGAUUCUGCUUGGGUUUUGCUGGCCUGUAUUGCAUGCCUUCCCUCACACUGCCUAAGGGUUGAGUUGUGCCUGUUGGAAACAGAUGUUUCUCCUCAGUCAGGAUACAUCUUAGUAAGAGGGCAGUAAUGGAACCCUUACCUACCUAGCCUGAACCCUCAAGGCCUCUGAUCUAGUAGACU